Molecule: messenger RNA, 426 nt
Organism: Austrofundulus limnaeus
Lineage: Eukaryota; Metazoa; Chordata; Actinopteri; Cyprinodontiformes; Rivulidae
Gene: mrpl42
Product: mitochondrial ribosomal protein L42
Cellular component (GO): mitochondrial large ribosomal subunit
Source: RefSeq, a predicted model, not a curated record
CUUGUUUGGUGUCGGUUCGACAGAAGUUCAGUGACGAGACACUUACUGGCCCUAAAAACAAAGUGGAAAUAGGUGUGACUUCGGACGAGAGGACCAUUGUGUGCUWCCAUCCUGCUGCUGAUUAUCCUUAUGAGUUCACACAGCCAAUUGAACGACCAGACCCGGUGACCAACCCAGCAGAGACCCAUGAUCAGGUUUUGAAGGCCCACCUGGGCAAGGAGGUGCUGAAAAAUGGACCCACUGAAGAGGAACUGGGCAAGAUGUUUUUCACCACAAAGCAUCGGUUUUAUCCAGUGGGACAGUAUCACACGAGACGCAUCAAGAGAAACACACCAAAGGACAGAUUGAAGUUUUAACUCUGCAGACUGGAAAYGAUUUUGGUUUUGUCCAAGUAUUGUAUAAUAAACUGUCAAAUAUUUCAUAUUU